Molecule: messenger RNA, 1657 nt
Organism: Beta vulgaris subsp. vulgaris (sugar beet)
Lineage: Eukaryota; Viridiplantae; Streptophyta; Magnoliopsida; Caryophyllales; Amaranthaceae
Exons: 3
Coding region: 273-830 (185 amino acids)
Source: RefSeq, a predicted model, not a curated record
UUUCUCUCUCUCUCUCUCUUUUUUCUCUCCCAGUUGGUAACUGCCAUUUCUAAACCAAAAUUCGACAGUGCAAACAAUCAUCAUCAAGGUGUGGUUUUGAGAUUAGUUGAGCCCAUUUCUCUCUCUGUUUUUUUUUUCUUCUUUCUUUUUCUGGCAAUUUGUAACCUCCAGUUCUAAACCAAAACUGGACUUUGCAAACAAUCAUCAUCAAGGGUUUGGUUUUCAUUUUCGUUCUUGAGUUUUAUGUUGUUCGAAUUGUUUGCAUAAUUAUUAUGGCUAGAGUAAAGACUACAGCUCGUCGUCGUCCGAGUGAUGGUGGUCGCAGCGAUUGUGGUCCGAGUGAUGGUGGUCGUGGUUCAAAAGGUAAUACUGGAGAUGAGUCUAUUGGGAAAGAUGUUCCUAAUUGUGAAGGUAAUACAGGAGAUAAGUCUGUUGGGAAAGAUGUUCCUACGAUCCUUGAGAAGGAUAUAACUGAUUUUGUAAUAAGGCGUCCAACUAGGAGUAAUAAGAAUACUCUUGCAGGAAGGGAUAAAGGUCCAUUGAGAACAUGUAACAAUCAAUCUAUUGGUGAAGCUGAAGAGGAGUACAAUCCUCAUAAAAGACAUCGAGUUUCUGAAAGUACUCCUUCGAAGCCAGCUGGGAAAAAGAAGACUAUUGUGAGAUGUCGGCCGACAACGCUUAUUAAUCUUUUCAAGAAACUUUCGACGGAACAAAAGAAGGAUGUACACAUUAUUGGUUUUGGUAGUUUGUUUGGGCUGAAGCUAGAGGAAUUUCCUAGGGAUAUGAUACGUGUGUUGUGUCGUAAUUUCUGCCCGAAGGGGUUUUGCUGAUAGAAAAUCAUUGAGUUCAGUUGAAAUCUGCCGAUGUUGCUAAUGUGUUUGGAAUUCCAAUGGGGAAAUUUAAAAUUCAAAUAUCUAAAAGAGAUGAUGAUACAAAAUUGAAGAGUUUUUGGGUUGAAAACUAUGGUCAUUCAUUUGGGGUUGUUACUCCAACAUCAACGAGGAUGUUAAUGGAAAUGGAUAAUGAUUUUCUUAAUGGAAAUGAUUAUUUUAAGCGGUGUUUUGUAAUGUUUGCAAUUGUUACAUUGCUAGCACCUUCAUUAAACACUUGGGCAGAUUUUAAAAUUGUGCGUGCAUUGAUUGAUGUUGGUAGAAUUAAGGAGUAUGAUUAGUGUUCAUAUGCGUUGGAUGACUUAGAACACGUAUGUGCAAGUAUGAAGACAUCAAAAAAAAAAUAUUGGUGGUUGUGUACUGUUGCUUCAGGUUUGUUAUGUACAAAGAUUGAAAUUUCAAGGUCUGUCUUCUCCUAAAUUUUUACCUUUGAUUCAACACUGGACUACUAAGAAACUGAAGGAGAGAAUUACCCUCGAAGCGGGUAAAUAUGGUAUUGGGUUAUUGGAAGAUGGUUAUCCUAUAACCCUUGACACAAUGAUUGAAGUUCUCGAAGAUGACAGAGAGAUAGAGGUAGUAAUAAGGCAUGGCGAUGAGGGUGAGCAUGAGGAUGGGGAAAAUGACGGGAACGUGAUCAAGAAUAUGGAUGGUCAAGUGGAUGAUGAUGCCAUUCAUGUUCGUCAGUGUUGUGAAACUUUUGAUUUGCCUGAUGGAGUUUUUUCUAAUCAAGACAUUGGAGCAAUGACAAGAAAUGAAAGUUUAUGAUA